Leptidea sinapis is the source of this 2648-nucleotide messenger RNA. It is a transcript of the gene peo, whose product is annotated as protein crossbronx homolog. Bases 219 to 875 code for a protein of 218 amino acids. Lineage: Eukaryota; Metazoa; Arthropoda; Insecta; Lepidoptera; Pieridae. The record is from RefSeq and is a predicted model, not a curated record. The transcript has 5 exons.
AAUUGUAUUGGUAUUUGGUUUACUUUAUUUUGUAAAUUAUAUUGAAUUUUUUUAUUAUACGUAACGUUACCGAACAUAUACAUUAUUUUUUGUUGUUCAUUGAACUGUUUGAUGUAACAUAGUUACAUACGAAAGUUAUUAUAAAUAAACUGUCUUGCAUACAUUGCAAUAAUUGUAUUUGUAACUACCCAGUAACUAUUAAAAACCAUUGCACAAAUAUGAAAGAAAUAGUCUCAGUAUUUCAACAAGAGUAUAUAAUAAUGGCUGAAUAUCGAAUGUUACAAACAGAAAAUCUUCAAGGAAUAUAUACCAUACCAUCAUAUGAAAAUUCUCUGUUGUGGUAUGGGGUGAUAUUUGUGCGCUCUGGCUUGUAUGCUGGAGGUGUGUUUAGAUUUACAUUACAGUUGCCAGAUAAUUUUCCCGAUGAUAAAGUUCCAGUGCUCACCUUUACAUCACAACUAUAUCAUCCUGCUGUUGAUGUAAACACUGGUAUAUUACGUUUAAGUGAAGUGUUUUCACAUUGGGAUAGAAAACAAAACCAUAUCUGGCAAAUAUUGAAAUACUUACAUUGGAUUUUCUAUAAUAUGAAUUUGAAAGUACCAGCUAAUAGUGAAGUAUUCAAUUUAUUUAAAACAAACAGAAAAGCAUUUGUGGAAAAAGUAAAAGAAUGUGUUGCAUCAAGUCUGGAACAUCUGUACGAUGACCCACCAACUGAAGACAAACAUUAUAUCACAUUUAAACCAUAUGAUUCAAUGGUACAUGACACAGCUAAAAAUGCUAUGUUGCGACAUAAGGAUAAUGAUGAAAGCUCCCAUGGCAUUUCUUGGGUGCAACCUGGGUCCUGUGAUCCUUUUUCAAAGGUAGAAAAUAUAUAACAUGUUUCAUAUAUUUAUUACUUUAAGGUACAAAAAUGAUAUGUUAGAAUAAGAUAAAUAUUGUUUUUAUAACUUUUCUUUGGGGAAAAUCACAGAACUUGCUUCUACAGCAUGUAAAAAUGAUUAAAGUAUAAAUAUAUAUACACAUAAUUUAAUAUAUUUUUAUACUCAUUAUUAAAAUGCUCCCAUAAUGCCUUUAUUUAUUUACUGUGUGAACAACUCCUGUUGUUAUUUAUUAGUUUACAUUUUAACAUUCUUAAGUGUCAUAUUUUUGACCUAGAUGAGUCGAGUGAUUUGUUUUGAUAUCCCUACUAAUAUUAUAAAUGUGAAUGUAAGAUUGUUUGUUACACUUUCACGCCUAAACCACUGAAACAAUUUUGGAAUUGACUAUCACAUAUCUAAUUUGUGGAUGCAGCUUCUGGUUUUAACAACAACAGAGUUUCAAAUGCCGGCUAUGUCAAUUUUCUUCUCUGAAGUAUGUGAUGUAAUUUGUAAGAGGGUGAAAGACCAAACACAUGUAGUAUUAAUCAACUAUUUAUUUAUUCUGUUAGGGGUACUAUUGUCAGAACUGUUUCAUCAUAUCUGCCGGAAUAUCUACUGCUGCAUAAAAGCCACCCCCAAAGAUCUCAGAUCGGCCCUGCACUACUCUCAUUCAAUGUAUUCCAGCAAUGUUGAACCAGUACAUUGGUCCAUCUUGGUGGUGGAGGUGGGAGGUCUGCCAACACUGCGUCUUCCGGUACACAGUCACCAUUCAAGGACUUUACUGCCCCAACAGACAUCUGUCAAUAAAACUAUGUGCCCUCCCCACUGCCACUUCAGUUUUGCAAUCAUGGCUAUGUUUAUAUAUACUUUUUACUAUACUUUGGUUCUCAUACAGAUCUCAUUUCUGAUUCAGUCUCACAGGUAAAUUCCGAGCCCUCUACAAUGCCCUCUGAGCUUCUGUUCGGUUCUGAUGAGAAAGCUCUCAUCAGAACCCUUUAUUGUUACAAAGACUCCUGAAGGCAUUCCUGUUCGAAUUCGUUCUAUUUCAUUGAAUUGGCUUGGGACAAUCCAAUGCAUUGGCCUGGUUUAUUGAAUUGUCUUGUCAAUGGCCCAUUAGGAGAUAUGAAAUAUUAUUAUAGUUACUGUACUUAUAUAUUGUAAUGCUAAGCACAAAUAUGUUUCUCAGUGACAGCACCUUUCAACUUCAAAUAGUGGUCAUAUUAAAAAAAUCUAAGUGAUAUAGAAUUUGUUUAUAGUUCGCUUAGCGCCACAGUAAAGUAGAUGGUAAUCUCAAGGAUAAAUAUAAAUGUUGUUAAGUUAAACACAGCCUUAUUCAAACAUUGUUUUUAUAUUAUUAGGAAAAUGUCCAAAACCAUUAAUAUAAAUAUUGAUGUCUGUGAUUAAAGUUGUUACACAUAUUAUUUUAUUUAUACCUACUACUUCUACAAGGUUACAAUGUCAUGUACAAAUUAUAAAUAAGUAGUUCAAUUUGCGAGAGAGUAUGACUUGUUUACUCGAAAAUCAACAUUUAAUUUUUUUUAAGGAGUAACAUGAAUAUUAUAAUGUAAAUUUAUUGUAAUGUUUCAAAGAAACAGGAGACAAGGUUGACAACAAAACACAGAAAUAUAUUUUAUGGUAAAUAAAUAGAAUAACAACAUAAUUUCUGAAUUUGUGCAUACAUUCAACAAUUUUGUUUAUGUGAAACAUAAAUUUCAGAGUAUUAUAUAUAGUAUGUAAUAUGUAAUGAUACAUCAUUGUUACAAGAUAUUAAAUAAAUAUUCUGCCGUUUAA